Messenger RNA from Gossypium arboreum, 925 nucleotides. Its product is annotated as auxin-responsive protein SAUR36-like. Gene Ontology annotation, biological process: response to auxin. The transcript has a single exon. The record is from RefSeq and is a predicted model, not a curated record. Bases 289 to 783 code for a protein of 164 amino acids. NCBI's taxonomy places the organism in Eukaryota, Viridiplantae, Streptophyta, Magnoliopsida, Malvales, Malvaceae.
CAACUCCACCUCUAACAAGUUUCAAACUCUCUAGUGUCACCCCAUCUCGAAACCCUGUUUCCUCCAUUUUUGACCCUUCCAUAGCUCUUAUAAUUACAUCCCUAAUUCCCCUCCCCCCUUUUUUUUCUUGGUUCAUCUUCAUGUUCUACAUCUACCCUUCUUGAGGCGGCCUAUAAAGAUUACAAAAUAAUAAUAAUUAGCAGGCUACUUUAUAUAUAGUAAUGAAAUACUCAGUUGCAGAGAAGGGUUCUUGUUGUUACUAAUUACUAAACUAAGCUUUUUAAUUCCAUGAGAAAGAUAAGAGGAUUCAAGAUCGGAAAACGGGUUAUCCGAUUUUCAAAGUGGGUCAUCGGCAAAGCUCGGAGGAAACCAUAUGGAUACCGUCGUUUAAAACAGGGAGGACUGUUUAGCAAAUCAAACUCUUUGUCCAAGUUCAUCAACUGGGGUCGCCGUUUGAAAAACGCGGCUAAAUCUAUAUGUUCGGUGAAACUCGGGUCUGGUUAUGGACCCAUAGAGGAAAAACCGAUUGAAGUUCCGAAAGGUCAUUUGGCCGUCUACGUCGGUCGAAGAAACGGCGGCGAUUUUCAUAGAGUGUUGGUGCCGGUUAUUUAUUUUAAUCACCCUUUGUUCGGCGAGCUAUUAAGAGAAGUUGAAAAGGAGUAUGGGUUUUGUCACCAAGGUGGAAUCAUGAUUCCCUGUGGGUUCUCGGAAUUUGAGAAGGUUCAGACCCGGAUCGCCGCCGGAACCGUCGGAAGGAAAGUCGCUUGGAAGCGUCACUAUUGAGAGGCUGCCGCCGCCGACGUUGGUAGUGGUAAAUGUAGUCGAUAAUUAAUUCUGGAAUGGAUUGUGAUAAUGAUGUUUUGGUAUACUAAACAUUUUCGAUGGUGUAAUGAAUUUUCUGGUGUACAUUAUAGAAAGGUUAAAA